ACAUAACAGUGAAAAUGUCUGGAAUUAACCGUCCGAUGAGCCAGAUGCGGAAAUUUGAAACGAAGGAAGCGAUAUUCCGCGCGCGCAAGAGGAUCCUGCGCUACCUCAUUCUGGGCUUCCUAAAACAAGAGGGUCUGAUGCGUUCCGCGGAGACCCUGGUCUCCGAAGCCGCCCUCACCAAUGAGUAUGAGCUCUGCGAUAAUAUCGACUUGGAUAUUAUUUUACAGGAUUACUGCAGCUACUACCUCAUGCGAUUCAACAAGCAGCCCCAAUUCUGCCGCAAGGUGGACGAGGGGCCGGUGAAGCGGCCGCAGACGCGCAGGGCGAAGCCACAACACGCGGUAUCGAAGCCCGAGGUCGUGGAACCUGAGUGUGAUGACUUGCCGGCCAGUUUCACUGUCACUCAGCUGUUACAGAAUUCAGAAAACAUUGAAAGCAAAAUACCAGCCAUAGAAAGAAAGCCCCUCAAUGGUUUCCUGGCUACUUUAUCGAGUGAUAAGAAGCAGUUGGUGGAGAUAUUGUACCAGGACAUCAUACGGCCGUCAGACGUGUGCUGGGAUGAUGUCAAGGGACUGACGAACGCGAAGAGUAUACUUAUGGAGUCUGUGGUGUACCCGGUUAGGUACCCGCACAUGUUUACCGGCUUACUCGAGCCGUGGCGUGGGGUACUUCUACAUGGUCCUCCAGGCACAGGAAAAACGAUGCUCGCCAGAGCUGUAGCUGCUGAAAGUGGGUGUACAUUCUUCAAUGUCACCUGCAGUACUGUUGUAAAUAAGUGGAGGGGGGAGUCAGAGAAGAUUGUAAAGGUCCUCUUCGACUUGGCCUCUUACUACUCCCCGUCCAUCAUCUUCAUAGACGAAGUGGAAACAUUAGCCUCAGAGAGAUCUUCUGCGGGGGAACAUGAGGCUUCGAGAAGGUUGAAGUCACAGCUUCUAACUGAGUUGGAUGGGAUUAACGUGAGGGACGGGAUUGUGUUCCUAUUGGCUAAUUCUAAUAUGCCGUGGGAGAUAGACUCAGCCAUGCUCCGUCGUCUCGAAAAACGCAUCCACAUACCACUACCAGACACUAAAACACGAUCAGAACUAUUCGCAGCUCACUUCACGCGUAACAUCGAGUUGGAACAAUCAGUUGAUUGUAACAAAUUAGCCGCCAUGACGGACGGGUACUCGGGGAGUGACGUGAAGUUGGUGUGCAAGGAGGCGCUCAUGGCGGGUGUGAGGAAGAUGCUCAGUGGCGGGAGUGCAAGAACAAGCAGAAAGGAUAAGCUGCGUUUAUCCGACAUUUUAUCAGCUAUAGAGAGGACCAAACCGGUGUCGAAGAAUUUAGACCAGAGGCACGCCGAAUGGCAGAAGAGUAUGGGUUCCGCAUGAAUUAUAAUUUAUAAUGUAUUUUACUAUGAAAUAAAUGUUUUCUUGAUUU
This is a messenger RNA of Colias croceus (clouded yellow), 1419 nucleotides long. RefSeq names its product katanin p60 ATPase-containing subunit A-like 2. The transcript has 8 exons. Gene Ontology annotation, molecular function: ATP binding; protein binding; ATP hydrolysis activity. Lineage: Eukaryota; Metazoa; Arthropoda; Insecta; Lepidoptera; Pieridae. The record is from RefSeq and is a predicted model, not a curated record. Bases 15 to 1370 code for a protein of 451 amino acids.